This is a messenger RNA of Closterium sp. Naga37s-1, 744 nucleotides long. Lineage: Eukaryota; Viridiplantae; Streptophyta; Zygnematophyceae; Desmidiales; Closteriaceae. The record is from the annotation of a GenBank genome assembly.
AUGCUCCGUGCGCGCCUUUCCGUGUGCCUGAUUUUUUUCCUCGUUUUUUCCCUGUUUUUUCCGCCUCUUCCUCAUCCCUGCCCUCCGCUCCCGUUUUCCCCCUCCCCUUCUGCUCUGUAUUCUCCUCUCGCUUUCCCCUUCUCCUUGCGUUUCGUAUUCGGUCUCGUUUUCUCUUCCCCGUGCCUUUUUACCUCUGUAUUCGCCUCUCGUUUCUCAUCCCCCCUGCCCUUCCGCCUGCCCGCCGUCUCCCUCUCCCCCCUGCUCUUCGUCUCGUGCGCCUUGCGCCCCACCCUCAGCGAGUCGCGCUUCUCCACGAGGUCCAUCCUGCGUCGAAUUGCCUACAUUCAGGGGGGACGUGGCAGAGCGAGUGGUGGAGCUGCUGGGGGGGAUGGGCAUUCAGUCCAAGAGGAGUGGGGGGAAGGGGAAGUAGACUCUAUUACAGCACCCGUCUCCCUCACCCCCGACAUCUUCAUUCUCUUCUCCUUUGCUCAAUUCCCCACUCCCCCCUCUCCCCCCCACCCCCCCGUUUGCCUCCCAACUGAGUUUGCCACCCACACUGAGUUUGCCACCCACACUGAGUUUGCCACCCACACUGAGUUUGCCACCCACACUGAGUUUGCCACCCACACUGAGUUUGCCACCCAAACUGAAUUUGCCACCCACACUGAGUUUGCCACCCAAACUGAGUUUGCCACCCAAACUGAGUUUGCCACCCACACUGAGCUUGCGACCACCCUCACUUAG